AUAAAGUUAUCGUGUUAAAGUUGUUUUUUUGGUAUUUAAUAAAAAUAUAAUUGUCUACAAUUAAAACUAAAAAUUUGGAGAGAAUGGAAAAGAAACUAUAUCCUAACUUACAGGAAAUGUGUCGGUUGUGCUUAAAAGAAAAUGCUGCAUCGGUUUACAUUUUUCCCAAAGAAAAAAAUUCCGAUAAAUACACGGCAUUAUCCAUACCAAUGCGGAUAAUGGCUUGUGCAGCACUUGAAGUAAAAGAUUCUGAUGAUUUUCCAAAGAGAAUAUGCUAUGAAUGUCGUUUGCAAUUGGAGAAGUCGUAUUUGUUCCGUAAACAGAGUCAGUCUUCUGAUGCUAAGUUAAGGAAGCAUAUGCGGUUAAUAGGGAUGGGCAGAAAAAGUAAAGUGUUUGAUAAAAAACUGGAAGAGGACGAUGAUGAUGAUGAAAUAGAACUUCAAGAUACACUUGCUUUCAUCAAAGAACAAGAGGAUAUCCAUAAACAAAUGGAGAAAUCAAAAUUCGAUACAAUUAUAAACGAAAUGAAAUUACAAAAUGAACUCGAUCUGAAAAAGAUCAAAGAGAAUUUAAGGGUAAAGUGUCGGGAGGAAUUAACACCCGAAAUAAGAGAACAACUAAGGAAUGAAUUAAGACUGGAAGUGGAAACUGAGCUGGAAGAACACUUAAGAAAAGACAUAUACGAACAAUGUUUAACUGAAGCAAAAGAAGCUCUACGUGGUGAAGUGCGGGAAGAAUGUAGGCAAUUAGAAAUCAAGUGUCUGUUGAAUGACCUACAGACAUAUCUGACAAAUAAGAAAAACUCUUUGGAUCCAAAUUUACCAGCCAAUGAUAUUGUUGUUCUUAAAAAAGCAUGUAGUCCUACAACUGACAAAGAUCUUACUGCAAAAACAAAAUAUCUUUCACAGAAUUCACCCAAAAUUGAAGUGGUCCAAUUGAUGAAUAAAGAGAUUAUCCUAAAUGAAAAUAUAACCGAGAUUGAGUUGAAUACAAAUGAGGAAGAGUGUGAUAGCGAAGGAAAUUUUUUAAUUUACGACACAGAUGAUGGCGGUUUUGAUAUACAGAAAAAAAAUUCCGAAUAUAAAGAUGAAUACACCAACAACGUUGUGGCAGGAGAAGAGUAUGGAGAUGACGAAUACAUAGAUUCCAAUAGUACUGUAACAUAUGAAAAAAUUAAUGAUGAAAAUAUGGAUACUAACGAAGAGUCAGGAGAAACAACUACAACAACGACAUCUUACCGCAUUGAAGACAAUGAGAAUGGAGAAAUACAGUUUUUGCAAAAGUCCAAUGAUAAUUUAAGUAAUGAAAUUGAUGAAGAAAAUUUCGAUCAGGGAAAUGAAGGUAUAAUGGUUAUUGAUUUUCCUGAAGGAGUGGAUAAUGAAUUAAUAGGACAGUUCGAAGAAGUAAAAUAUGUCAAGGCGGAAAAACAAUCGCCGACUAAACCUAAAAAAUCAACACGUAAAAAAUCUGUCACUAGAUCUACAUCGAUUUCAGAAACAACAUUUCUUGCAAAAACAUAUGUGAACCCAUUACAACGCAGUACGGAUACACCAAAAAUAUUCAAGUGUGAUGACUGUCCAAUGGUCUUUUCGACAAAAUCAUCUUUAGAGCGUCAUUUACGAACUCAUCGAAAAGUUGAGAAAACUGGUGUAACGUUUCAGUGUCCAGAAUGUCGCAUAGUGGUUUCAUGUAGCAGUGCUCUUCGCCGUCACAUGUACGUGCAUUGUGACGAGAAACCUUUUUCUUGUAACGUAUGUGAAAAAUCGUUUGUGCAAAAAGAGAUUCUCAAGAGGCAUAUGCAAACGCACACUGGAAUUAAACCACAUCAAUGUCCGCAUUGCGAAAGAUCAUUUGCUCAACGAGUUAAUUUAACUCAUCAUAUUAAUCGAAUACACUUAGAGCAGCCACGCAUCCAACAGCAUCCCUGUCAUUUAUGUACCAAACGUUUUAAUCACGCAUCUGGUCUAAGUCGUCAUUUGGCCUCACAUAGUGGCGUAGCAUUUCAGUGUAGCGAAUGUGAUCGAACUUUUGGUGAUCGUUCGUCAGUAAAGAGACACAUUAUUAAUAUGCAUCGUAAUAUUAAAAAAGAAAAUGUCAAAUCACAAACUCCAUGAACAUGAUAAUGUAUACAAAAGUAUAUGAUUUUUAGUAUUUUAAUUAUACAUGUAAUUUUGUUACAUAGUUUUAUCUAUAUUAGACAAAUAAAUGCUUUUAAACUAAAAAAAA
Messenger RNA from Calliphora vicina (urban bluebottle blowfly), 2226 nucleotides. Its product is annotated as zinc finger and SCAN domain containing protein 4D. Gene Ontology annotation, biological process: regulation of DNA-templated transcription. The transcript is spliced from 3 exons. Gene Ontology annotation, cellular component: nucleus. Bases 84 to 2114 code for a protein of 676 amino acids. NCBI's taxonomy places the organism in Eukaryota, Metazoa, Arthropoda, Insecta, Diptera, Calliphoridae. Gene Ontology annotation, molecular function: zinc ion binding; RNA polymerase II cis-regulatory region sequence-specific DNA binding; DNA-binding transcription factor activity, RNA polymerase II-specific. The record is from RefSeq and is a predicted model, not a curated record.